Molecule: messenger RNA, 4059 nt
Organism: Xenopus laevis (African clawed frog)
Lineage: Eukaryota; Metazoa; Chordata; Amphibia; Anura; Pipidae
Gene: arhgap28.S
Product: Rho GTPase activating protein 28 S homeolog
Exons: 15
Coding region: 346-2328 (660 amino acids)
Biological process (GO): regulation of small GTPase mediated signal transduction; signal transduction; regulation of actin filament polymerization
Cellular component (GO): cytoplasm
Molecular function (GO): GTPase activator activity
Source: RefSeq, a predicted model, not a curated record
UCAGCCCCUUCUUUUCAGUUCCCUGUGACAGGCUGGGAUGCAGCAGGGAGCCUGUGUGUGGGAAUAGCAGGGACUGAGAAAGCAGAGAAGGAUUAAGCUCUGAGCUCUUCCCACAGACAUGGGAACUUCCUUCACUAAGUGGGGGCGGUGUUUUUGAAGAUCUGUUAAUCCAAGCUGGGUUUAUUGUGGCUGCUGCUGCUGUCCUGCUCUCAACCCAUUCUGAGGUAGUGACAAAAGCAACGGGGCGGCAGAGACUGAGGGAAAGAGCAGCCACACAUACAGCUUUCUAAACACAUUCUCCCUUUUGUGUGAACAACACUACGAGGAAGUCAUGCAUCUGCUAUAAUGGAGAUAAAGGACUCUGGCAGCGUGAUCCUGACUGGAUACCAUUCAUACACUCCAUCUAGUUCACCAAUAAGAGAGCAGAGCUUUGUGCCAGACAUGCCAUCCAGCCAGUCUCCUAUGAUCAGGAAAACGCCUUCACGAAAGAUUAACAGAAUGCUUUCCAAUGAAUCCUUGCAUACACCUCAGUUCAACCGUUCUAUCUCCGAAUCCUCCAUGGACAACUCAUCAAUGGAAGACUUCUGGUGUGAGGUUGAUAAUAUUAAAGAAAGCAGCGAAGAAGGCCAAGACGAUAGUCUGUUAAUGGAAGUAAAGCCAGCAGAUGGGGAGCUGGAAGCUGAAUGGCUGCAGAAUGCUGGCUUGUCCAACCUAAUAUCUGGCACCCAGGAACAUGAUGGACAGGCAUUGUUGUCUACACUGACAAGAACACAAGCAGCUGCUGUGCAGAAAAGAUACACCACUUAUACUCAGACAAUGAGGAAGAAGAACAAGCAUACAGUGCGUGAUGUAAGGGAAAUCUUUGGGAUCAAUGACUCCACCCCAUCUUUUGAGUCUAAAGCACUGUCACCUAUACCAUCAAAUGGGGUUCAACAUACAAUAAAGAAGCCUAUAUGGAAACCAGUAAUCAAUAACAGUUGCAGUAUAGAGAAACCAAGUCCAUCAGUGGCAGAAGAACUUUCUUUUGAGGUCUCCUUCUCCGAAGCUGUUGUGGUUGACGGUAAAGACAAAGAUUGUGAAAAGAACCAGCGGAUUAAAAAGGAUGAUUCUGCCUUGCCGAAAUUUAUUGUCUGGAAAAGCAGGUUUGGGCUAACGGAAGUUGGUGAUUUGUCCCCUGAAGACAUGAAAAAAAUUAGAUAUCUCUCUCUGAUUGAAUUAACGGCUUUCUAUGAUGCUUUGGGAAUUGAACUAAAGAGAAACCGAAUAGUAAGAGUCAAAGGAAGAGAAAAUGGCCUGUUCGGAGUUCCCCUGAUGACACUGCUGGAAAGUGAUCAAAAAAAAUCCCCAGGCACAAAAGUUCCCUUGAUUUUCCAAAAAUUACUUCAGAGGCUUGAAGAGACUGGCUUAGAAACAGAAGGUAUACUGAGGGUACCUGGAUCUGCUGCUCGGGUUAAGAAUCUGCGUGAAGAGCUAGAAGCGAAAUUUCACGACAACUCUUUUGAGUGGAAUAAAGUCCGCAAUAAUGAUGCUGCAGGCCUGUUAAAAAUGUUCAUACGGGAGUUGCCAUUGUCUCUCUUUACUAUGGAGUACCUUGCUGCCUUCAUUACAUUGGUGGAAAAAAUCUCCAAGAUCAAAUUGCAGCUCCAAGCUCUUCAUCUAUUAAUCAUGCUGCUGCCAGAUGCCAACAGAGAUACUGCCAAGGCUUUGUUAAAUUUUCUGAAAAAGGUGGUUUCAAAUGAGGAAAAGAACAAGAUGAGUCUGUGGAACGUGUCCAUGAUCCUUGCACCAAACCUAUUCAUCUGCAAACGCAAAAGUGCAAACAAGGAGGAAAUGAAAGCAGCCGCAUCCACAGCCCAUAUCGUUCGGCUUUUAAUUAGGUACCAGGACAUCUUAUGGACGGUUCCCUCUUUCCUAAUCUCCCAAGUAAGGAAAAUGAACGAGGCAGCUAUGAUUAACAAUAAAAGGCAGCUGAUUUUUGAUAAGAGUGUAAAGAAGUUAUUACGAAGGAAGACCAUGGAGCGAGAAAGACCUGAAAGGAGAGAGCACGGUGAUGUACCUGAAGGGGUGAUAAGAGUCUACGCUCCGCUGCACUCAAAGGUUUCCAUGGCAAUCCAGCUGAACAGUCGCACGAAAGCCAAAGACAUUCUGGCAAGAUUUCACUGUGAAAACAGCCAUGGAACAUCAGACAAUACAAGAGUACACAACCAGAGUUUAUAUGAAAUAGGAGGAAAUAUAGGGGAGCAUUGCCUUGACCCCGAUACCUAUAUUUUGGAUGUGUAUCAUGUCAAUCCUCAUGCGGAAUGGAUGCUAAAACCAAAAUCAAGCUGAAGUUUUUGAAUGCCCAGGCUACUGGCACUUUACAGAAUGAUGGACAGACAUUAUCCUUGGGAUUUUAUAACAUCCACAGACUGAUUUGAAGAAUUGGGGAAUUGUUACAUUGGUACUACUAAAAUAAUACAUUAGGUCUGGUGAUAAGACUCCUGACCCUGGAAGAAAAUUUUCUUCUAGAAAUUAUUUUUAAUAUGAACAAUGUAUUGCUAAGAAGAAAAACACUAGUGGCAAAGCAUCAUUUUACUGGAAACCUUUUGUAGAGUCCGAGUAGAUACUGUGCGUGGCUCUCCAAGUAUUACUGCUGCCAUGGAUGGGUUGAAUCUUCAGUUCACUAAAUGCGAGACCUGGAAAGUGCAACUUUCUAACAAAGAGUGGGAGACAAUGUUGUUUUUGCUAUUUUUAUUGAAGAAUGUGUGCAGUGACGUGAAUGCCUUGUUCAGCAUCAAAAUCUGAUGGAAAAGAGAAUGUAACGUUUGUACAUUCGUUUGUACAGGAAACACUAUGUUUGUACAGUUACUUUUUUACCUGUUUGUAGAUAUAUGUACUGUAUGUAUGUAUUGUUAAUCUUAUGUUCUGCCAGUUACACUCAUGUAGCUUACCAAGCCUGUCUUUAUUUCAGUAUUCAUGUUUAGAGGAUGGGCACCCAUAUUGCUCCAGCCCUGCCUUUGUUUGGGUAUGAGCCAACGUUACAGAACAUUAAUAGACUUAUAAAUAAGGCUCAACUCAUUGAUACCUCUAUGCACAGACCAAAAACUUAUUAUCAAGAAGAACAUUUUUAUAUGGAUUUGCUCAAACACAGCAACACUCUAAAGUGACCCAAAGAUUUAAAGGGUUUGCCCACCAGCUUACCAGGAGAACUAUUUGCCCUUGUAACAAAGACAAGAAAUAUAUGAAAGGGUAGAUGGAACUAUAUAAAUGGAAGAGGGUAUAAGAAUAAAGAAGGUUAAUUAAGAGAGGAAGAAAAAGAGGAGAACCUAUGAGCUAAGGUUUCCUGGUGGGCUCCUGGCACCUCAAUCUGAUACUGCUAAAAGGUAUUUUUUCCCACCAGGAAAGGUUACAAAUAGUCAUCUCUCGUAAUGUUAUGAGCUGAUUUUCCAUUUUUUAAACAAGAAAUAAAUCACUUUUACACAGAGAGUCCAAUGUGGCCCCUCCAUGUCCCUGCCAAGAGCUCAAGUAGAGCAGAUUGAAACGCAUCAAAUGAGUGCCCUAGAUACCCUUUUAUUUCAUACAGAAUAUCUUUGGGGUCAAGAGGAUUUGAUUUCCAGAGUUUUAGGUUUAAAAAUGUAGUUUGAUAAAUAUCCCUUUAUGUUAUAACGUGCCACAAUUCCUCAUUGCAAUAUAUUUAGCUGACAACCGAGAGGCUCAGAGGCUUGAAACCCAGUGCAUAGGAUGAUUUCUGCCAUCAUUUCAAUUACAGAUGCCCUUUACCCCCUGUAAGAUGUCUCCAAGGCCAAGGCAAAAUCUGUGUUUGUAGUGUAGUCAUAGUAUAGUCAUAAUCUAAAGUGCAUAGUGUAAUAUAUCUGCAGGGACAGUCUGUGGACAAAUGCAAUGCAACAAAGAAUGCAAAAGGUCAGCGAACUGCAUCUUAAACCUGUGUAACCUUAAAGGCAAUCUAUGGCUAAAGUACAUGAUGUUCCUGUAACAGUGAGUGAUUUGUAGCAUCCAUACAUUCAAAUGCCAAAAACCUUUACAAAACCCUAAAUAUAAAAUGUCUGAAUGGUGUUUUAA